Cladophialophora bantiana CBS 173.52 is the source of this 708-nucleotide messenger RNA. Its product is annotated as protein-L-isoaspartate O-methyltransferase. Gene Ontology annotation, cellular component: cytoplasm. Gene Ontology annotation, biological process: protein modification process. The record is from RefSeq and is a predicted model, not a curated record. Bases 1 to 708 code for a protein of 235 amino acids. The transcript has a single exon. Lineage: Eukaryota; Fungi; Ascomycota; Eurotiomycetes; Chaetothyriales; Herpotrichiellaceae. Gene Ontology annotation, molecular function: protein-L-isoaspartate (D-aspartate) O-methyltransferase activity.
AUGGCGUGGCGCUGCUCCGGCCGUACAAAUGCCGAGCUCAUACAGAACCUCUUCAAUGCGGGCGUCAUCCAGACGCCUCGAGUGCGUGAGGCCAUGAAGUCGGUCGACCGCGCGCACUACUGUCCUCACUCCCCGCAUGCCGCGUACGAAGACUCUCCGCAACCGAUUGGAUUCUCUGCCACCAUUUCGGCGCCGCACAUGCACGCCGCCGCGUGUGAAUCGCUCCUGCCGUUCAUGCCCGAGAACAAGGGCGCGAAAGUGCUGGACAUAGGGUCCGGUAGUGGAUACCUGACGCACGUCAUGGCGAAUCUUGUCUGUGGGUCAGACGGCAAAGGUGACGGCAAGGUCGUGGGCAUCGACCACAUAAAGGGACUGGUAGACAUGUCGAGGGAAAAUAUGCAACGGAGCCAAGAAGGCAGGCAGCUUCUCGAGUCGGGCAAAGUCGAGCUCAUCACCGGCGACGGCCGCAAGGGGUACCCGGAAGGCGGUCCCUACGACGCCAUCCACGUCGGUGCCGCCGCGGCUGAAAUGCACCAGACGCUCAUUGACCAGCUAAACAAGCCAGGACGGAUGUUCAUUCCCGUGGAAGACGUGGACGGUUGGGGAGCGCAGUGGAUCUGGGUGGUGGACAAGGACAAGGACGGCAAGGUCACCAAGAGAAAAGACAUGGGUGUCAGAUACGUGCCCUUGACGGACGCCCCAGCUUGA